AUGACGGUUUCGCUGCAAGGAUGGGUGCCUCUUGGUUGCUUGGAGGAAGAGAGGAUCGCUCUGUUGCACCUCAAAGAUUCUCUUGGCGAUCCCAAUGGCACCUCCCUUCCCUCCUGGAUAGAAGCUGACGCCGCCUGUUGUUCUUGGGAACGUAUUAACUGCAACAGCAGCACAGGUCGAGUCACCAUGCUCGAUCUUUGGAGCGUAAGGAACUGGGAGAUUGGUACUUAUGAGUUCCAGAAGUUGAGCAAUUUGGAGUUCCUUGACUUGGCAUAUAAUAGCUUCGAUAACGGCUUACUUAAUCCCAAGAACUUGGAAUACUUGGAUUUGAGUUCCAAUACUCUCAACAACAUCUUCCAAGUCAUCGGAACGAUGACCUCUCUUAAAACUUUAAGGUUGCAGAAUUGCAAUCUAAAUGGCCAAUUACCUACAGCCCAAGGCCUAUGUGACUUAAAUCAUCUCAAAGAGCUGUAUAUGUAUGACAAUGAUCUCAGUGGUUUCUUGCCUUCGUGUCUAGCAAAUUUGACUUCCCUUCAACAAUUAGAUCUCUCUUCUAAUCACUUGAAGAUCCCUAUGUCAUUGAGCCCAUUAUACAACCUUUCAAAACUCAAGUCUUUUGAUGGUUCAAGUAAUGACAUAUUCGUAGAAGAAGAUGAUCAUAAUCUGAGCUCAAAGUUCCAGUUAGAGUCCCUCUUUUUGAGUAAUGGUGGACAAAAUACGAGAGCAUUUCUCAAGUUCCUUUACCAUCAGUUCAACCUGCAAUAUGUGGAUCUUACAAACAUCCAAAUAAAGGGAGAGUUUCCAAAUUGGUUGAUUGAGAACAACACAUACCUCAAACGUCUUUCUUUAAAAAACUGUUCUCUUUCAGGUCCAUUCUUGUUGCCAAAGAGUUCCCAUGUGAAUUUGUCAUUCCUAAGUAUAUCCAUGAAUCACUUCCAAGGCCAAAUCCCUUCAGAAAUCGAAGCUCGUUUGCUAGGGUUAGAAGUUUUAUUUAUGUCUGACAAUGGUUUCAAUGGAAGCAUUCCUUUCUCGUUGGGUAACAUUAGCUCGCUGCAAGGGUUAGACCUAUCCAACAACAUUUUGCAAGGGCAGAUCCCUGAAGGGAUAGGGAAUAUGUCUUCUCUUGAAUUCUUGGACUUAUCAGGGAACAAUUUCUCUGGUUGUUUACCAUCUGGAUUCGACACUUCUUCAAAUUUGAGAUAUGUUUAUUUGUCUAGAAAUAAGUUGCAAGGGCCGAUCGCAAUGACAUUUUAUAACUCCUCUGAGAUAUUCGCAUUAGAUCUUCCCCAUAAUAAUUUAACUGGUACAAUUCCAAAAUGGAUUGAUAGGCUAUCUAACUUGAGAUUUCUACUCUUGAGUUCUAACAAUCUUGAAGGUGAAAUCCCAAUUCGAUUAUGUAGGUUGGACCAAUUAAUCGUGAUUGAUCUAUAUCACAAUUAUCUUUCUGGUAACAUCCUCUCUUGGAUGAUAUCUACUCAUCCUUUCCCUAUUCAAUACAAUUCUCAAGAUUCUAUGCUCACAUCACAACAAUCUUUCGAGUUUACAACAAAGAAUGUAUCCCUUCCUUAUAAAGACUUGGUGUUUUGUUGUGUAUUCUAG
Molecule: messenger RNA, 1599 nt
Organism: Populus nigra (black poplar)
Lineage: Eukaryota; Viridiplantae; Streptophyta; Magnoliopsida; Malpighiales; Salicaceae
Product: receptor-like protein 45
Exons: 4
Coding region: 1-1599 (532 amino acids)
Molecular function (GO): protein binding
Source: RefSeq, a predicted model, not a curated record